Zasmidium cellare ATCC 36951 is the source of this 402-nucleotide messenger RNA. RefSeq lists its product as uncharacterized. The record is from RefSeq and is a predicted model, not a curated record. The transcript has 2 exons. Lineage: Eukaryota; Fungi; Ascomycota; Dothideomycetes; Mycosphaerellales; Mycosphaerellaceae. The coding region runs from base 1 to 402 and encodes 133 amino acids.
AUGGACCAAAAGCUGGACCAGCGACGCGAUCAAUUGGAUGUCUUGGAGAUCCAAGAGACUGUUCUGCAGGAGGAGAACACCGCACAGCUUGUUCAACUGGCGAUAUUGAUCGAUGACGUUGACAACAUCAUUCGCCAGGCCAAGGUCCAUGAGGCCGAGAUCAUGAACGCCGCGUCCGAUGAAGUGCACGAUCUGUUACUGGAGCUGGAGCAGUCAAGGCAACAUGCACACACCUUGGAGAAUGAGCGAUCAGCACAAACGCACGCGGAGAAGACGCGGAUGAAGACGCCAUUGACCGAAGAGUUUUACUCCAAGCCCAGCAUAAUCUCCUCGAACAACACCGUCGCAUCGCUGUUCAGGAAAAGAAGCUCGAGAUGGAUGACUUGGAGCGUCAGGCAAUGA